This is a messenger RNA of Bathycoccus prasinos, 2094 nucleotides long. RefSeq lists its product with no specific name. NCBI's taxonomy places the organism in Eukaryota, Viridiplantae, Chlorophyta, Mamiellophyceae, Mamiellales, Bathycoccaceae. The transcript has a single exon. Bases 1 to 2094 code for a protein of 697 amino acids. The record is from RefSeq and is a predicted model, not a curated record. Gene Ontology annotation, molecular function: beta-galactoside (CMP) alpha-2,3-sialyltransferase activity.
AUGCGGAUUCUUUCUUCGUCCCAUACUUCUGCUCCCGUUGUUGAUGUUGUCGCAUUACAGUUGUACAGUGAAGUUUUUAGAUACAAAAAAGACAUCCAAAUCUGCACAACGAAAGAGAGUUGUGUACGCUCUACUCUUCGUAGUCGUUUAAACGCACACUUUAUGCGCCGAGGAGGAGGAUUAGGAGGAGAGAACAACAAGGACGACGAGAAUACUACCACUACUACGAGUACUACUCGCGACGAGCGGCUGUUACUGAGCAAAACAAACAACACCAAUGCGAAGGUGAUGAUGAAAUUUCCCGUUAAGAAACGAGCGUUGAACACCAAGAAGAACAAUCGAGUCGUUCGAUAUGUGCUCGUUUUUUUACUCGCGCUAUUCGCGUUUCGGAUUUUCUUUUUAACAGAAAUCGGAGAGUUUAAUGGGAAGGAAACGAGGAACGAGACGAGGACGAAAGGAAGCGGUGAUCGAUUGGUUUUGUUUUUGAAAGAUUUGGUUUUGGGCAUUCGGAGUAAAGAUGAGACGAGUUUCAAAGCGCCGUCGUCAUCGUCAAUGGAUUCGAUGGAAGACGAUUACCAAGACGACUUGAAAUGGGACGAAAACCUCGAGCAAAAUCUCAGCGAGAAGCAAGAGGAGCGAAAGUUAGAAGCGAGGGAGAAACGGAAGCAAGAUCACCUGUUGGAUUUACCGUCGAAGAAGUUUCGACUGGGGACGAUAAUACCGGACGUGAAUUCCGGCAGGUGUCGGUCGAGACACCCGCCGGAUUUCUUUAAACGGCAGAUAUGGAAAUCGUUCGAGUUGGAUCCGAAGAACGCGCCGUUGAACGCGAGUUUGAUUGAAGAGGCGAGGAAGUGUUUGGUAUUGGACGUCGACGAUACAAAUGACGACGGCGAGGAUGACGGUACGAACGCGAUUCAGCUGACGAAGUCGUUUUUAGAGAAAUUACCGUUAGUGCGAGGAUCUAGGGUGAUGAAGAUGGUUUUGGAAGGGGACAUUCCAAACGGCGUGUCGCCGAGGUUGGAGAUUCCCACGGAGUAUUUGGACGACGGGUUGAUUGGACGAGCAUUUAGUAGUAGUAGUGGUAGUAGUAGUAGUAGUAGUAGUAGUAGUAGUCGCAGUAGUAAAGAACGGAAAGAGUUCCCGAGAUUUAAGACGUGCGCAGUCGUCGGUACGUCUGGAACGUUGAAGGAAAAGGCGCUAGGAGAGCAAAUAGAUAAACACGAGGCGGUUAUUCGAACAGAUUUAGGACGGAUAGUUGGAUUCGAGAAAGAUGUAGGCGCGCGAACGACGUUUGAUUUCGCCGCGGCGAACGAUUUGCGCAAUUUGGUUUCAAACAAAAAUGCCUUUGCCGGUCGCGAAGAAGACGACGACGUGGAACCAGAAGACGAUAGCGAGUUGGAGAAUGAAAACGAAGGCGCAAAAAUGCGAAACGCGAAACGAAGACGACGCAGAAACGCGUUACAUCCGCAAACGCUCGAAUCGAUCGUGGCGAGAAACUCGACGAUUGUUUUACACGAACUCUUCAGUCGCGCGGCAUUGAGAGGUACCUACCCUCCUUUCAUACGCGCAUUCGAGCAACUUCGUCGUUCUGAAGAAGAGAAAGGAGGAGUAAGAGUAGACAGCGGUGGUGUUCCUUCCGUUGCUGCCAUCGAACCUCGCCUCCUCGUCCGCAUCCUCCAAACCUUCCACCGAGUCGCCAACGCGCUCGACCAGAACUCCCACGAAACCGGAGCCCCAUCCGGCGCGAGAGAUAUCUCCUCCUCUUCUCGCGCUCCAAUAUCCAUCGUCGCCACUUUAUUCGCGUUACAAAUUUGCGACAAAGUCAACGCGUUCGGGUUAGCGCCGCCGUUAGCGGUUCAAUCCUCCUCCUCCUCCUCUGGUAAACUCGACGCCUCCUCUUCCGGCGACGAAAAAAUUGGACGAACGCGACCGACGUAUCGAAACUACUGGGACCGAAAUUUCGCGCACGUCGGGACGUUAAAGAAACACGGCUUAAGAGAUGCCGGGUGGGAAGUCGCCAGAGCGAUCGGCCAGUGGCCGUGUUCCGGAGGCCAGUUGCGCGUCAUCGAUCCGAAGCCCACCGUGAAAGAAUAA